Molecule: messenger RNA, 849 nt
Organism: Staurois parvus
Lineage: Eukaryota; Metazoa; Chordata; Amphibia; Anura; Ranidae
Source: the annotation of a GenBank genome assembly
AUGGAGCACUAUAAGAUUCUCAAUGUUAUUGGAGAGGGAUCAUUUGGUAGAGCACUUUUAGUUUGCCACCAAAACACUAAUCACAAUUACGUCAUGAAAGAAGUACGACUUCCAACGGGAGCAAGUCAGGAUUCCAGACAAGAAGCCAUACUUCUGGCAAAGAUGAAGCACCCCAAUAUCGUGAAAUUCAAAGAGUCCUUUGAAGAGGAUGGCCAUCUGUACAUAGUGAUGGAGUAUUGUGAAGGAGGUGACCUGCUGGCAACCAUUAAACAUCAAAGGGGAAAACUUUUUUCUGAACAGACUAUUCUGCAGUGGUUUGUACAGAUGUGCCUGGCAGUACAACAUAUUCAUGAGAAACGGGUCCUACAUAGAGAUAUUAAGUCCAAGAAUAUAUUUCUAACACAAAACAGAACAAUAAAGCUGGGAGAUUUUGGAUCAGCGCGUAUUCUUAGCAGUCCGAUGGCUCAUGCAUGCACAUAUGUUGGGACACCUUAUUAUGUGCCACCUGAAAUAUGGGAAAAUGUACCAUAUACCAACAAAAGUGAUAUCUGGUCAUUGGGAUGUGUGUUAUACGAAAUCUGUACCCUAAAACAUCCAUUUCAGGCAGGAAGCUGGAAAAACCUAAUAAUGAAGAUAUGCCAUGGAUCUUACAGUCCACUCCCUUCACAAUACUCCUAUGAAAUACGCAGUCUCAUCAAACAGAUGUUCCGCAAAGACCCUCGACAGCGGCCUUCAGCAAAUACCAUAUUGACCAGAAGAGGCCUACUGAAAGUGGUCAAAUCUAUUGUGGGUACCCAGGUAAAUACAGUACAUUUUGCUUAUAGGAUCACUCUAAAGAAGGACUUCUGA